Pteronotus mesoamericanus is the source of this 2294-nucleotide messenger RNA. RefSeq names its product TATA-box binding protein associated factor 6 like (gene TAF6L). Lineage: Eukaryota; Metazoa; Chordata; Mammalia; Chiroptera; Mormoopidae. The transcript is spliced from 13 exons. Gene Ontology annotation, biological process: RNA polymerase II preinitiation complex assembly; transcription initiation at RNA polymerase II promoter. Gene Ontology annotation, cellular component: transcription factor TFIID complex; SLIK (SAGA-like) complex; SAGA complex. Gene Ontology annotation, molecular function: RNA polymerase II general transcription initiation factor activity; protein heterodimerization activity; transcription coactivator activity. The record is from RefSeq and is a predicted model, not a curated record. The coding region runs from base 346 to 2247 and encodes 633 amino acids.
AGGACUCCCCGUCCUGCUGCGAGCUGUGCACUCCAACGCGCCUUAGAGCCCGCAGCGCUGGGUGCCCGCCCCCUUCGCUGACCACGUGACCCGAGUUCGGUAACCCCUGACCUCCUGCACCUCACCCCACCACCACAGGAUCUAGGAUGAGUGCAGCUGGUUGGGAGGAUGAGCAGGACCGAGGCCGGUAGAGCCCGCCGCUCCUGAUGACUAAGAGCAAGAGUCCCUGCCCCCUACUUGGUGCUCGGGGGAUGACCUUGGACAAGUCAUUUACAUUUUGCCUCUCUGAGCGAGUGUUUAUUGAGGUCGUAUUAUGUGCUGACACUGCGCCUGACGCUGCUAGGGAUGCAAAGACCUUGCCUCCCCACUCCCAGCUCCGCCGGGGCCAUGUCGGAACGAGAAGAGCGGCGGUUUGUGGAGAUCCCCCGGGAGUCCGUCCGGCUCAUGGCAGAGAGCACGGGCCUGGAGCUGAGCGAUGAGGUGGCCGCGCUGCUCGCGGAGGAUGUGUGCUACCGUCUCAGAGAGGCCACCCAGAAUAGCUCUCAAUUCAUGAAACACACCAAACGACGGAAGCUGACCGUGGAAGAUUUCAACAGGGCCCUCCGAUGGAGCAGUGUGGAGGCUGUGUGUGGCUAUGGAUCCCAGGAGGUGCUGCCCCUGCGCCCCGCCAGGGAGGGCGAGCUCUACUUCCCCGAAGACCGAGAGGUGAACCUGGUGGAGCUGGCCCUGGCCACCAACAUCCCCAAAGGCUGUGCCGAGACGGCUGUGAGAGUCCACGUCUCCUACCUAGAUGGCAAAGGGAACCUGGCACCACAAGGAUCGGUACCCAGCGCCGUGUCUUCCCUGACCGAUGACCUCCUCAAGUACUACCAGCAAGUGACCCGGGCUGUACUGGGGGACGAUCCACAGCUGAUGAAGAUUGCUCUCCAGGACCUGCAGACCAACUCCAAGAUCGCAGCGCUCCUGCCUUACUUCGUUUAUGUGGUCAGUGGGGUAAAAUCUGUAAGCCACGAUUUGGAGCAGCUGCACCGGCUCUUGCAAGUGGCACGCAGCUUGGUUCGGAACCCGCACCUCUGCCUGGGGCCCUAUGUCCGCUCCCUGGUGGGCAGUGUCCUCUACUGCGUCCUGGAGCCGCUGGCUGCCUCCAUCAACCCCCUGAAUGACCACUGGACUCUGCGAGAUGGUGCUGCCCUCCUUCUCAGCCACAUCUUCUGGACGCACGGGGACCUUGUGAGUGGGCUGUAUCAGCAGAUCCUGCUCUCCCUUCAGAAGGUCCUGGCAGACCCGGUGCGGCCUCUCUGCUCUCACUACGGGGCUGUGGUGGGGCUGCAUGCCCUUGGCUGGAAGGCAGUAGAACGAGUCCUCUACCCACAUCUGUCCACUUACUGGACGAAUCUGCAGGCUGUGCUAGAUGACUAUUCAGUAUCUAAUGCCCAGGUUAAAGCAGAUGGGCACAAGGUCUAUGGAGCCAUUCUGGUGGCUGUAGAGCGACUGCUGAAGAUGAAGGCCCAGGCAGCAGACCCCAGCAAGAGGGGCCCCGGCGGCAGGGGGUGCCGGCGCUCGGACGACCUGCCGUGGGACAGCCUUCUCUUGCAGGAGUCUCCUUCCGGGGGCAGCGCGGAGCCGGGCUUUGGGUCUGGUCUCCCUUUGCCUCCUGGAGGCGCGGGGCCAGAGGAACCUUCCCCUUCAGUGACCCUGGCGGACAUCUACCGAGAGCUGUACGCUUUCUUCGGCGACAGCUUGGCCACCCGCUUUGGCACGGGUCAGCCCGCGCCCACGGCCCCCCGGCCGCCGGGGGACAAGAAGGAGCCGGCGGCGGCCCCAGACUCAGUGCGGAAGAUGCCGCAGCUGACGGCCAAUGCCAUGGUCAGCCCGCAGGGUGACGAGAGCCCCCGGGGCAGCGGCCCCCCGUCGGUCUCUGCGCCUGCCGCCUCUGACAACAGGCCGCUGCCGCGCGUGCACCGGGCGCGGGGGGCGCCCCGGCAGCAGGGCCCCGGCGCCGGCACCCGCGACGUCUUCCAGAAGAGUCGUUUCGCCCCGCGCGGUGCCCCCCACUUCCGCUUCAUCAUUGCCGGGCGGCAGGCCGGGAGGCGGUGCCGCGGGCGCCUCUUCCAGACGGCCUUCCCCGCGCCGUACGGGCCCAGCCCGGCCUCCCGCUACGUGCAGAAACUGCCCAUGAUCGGCCGCACCGGCCGCCCGGCCCGCCGCUGGGUGCUCUCGGACUACUCGCUGUAUCUGCCGCUUUGAGGCGGCGCGUCCCGGUCCCUGUAAAUAAAGCCCGCGCCCGGAAGUGA